AUGACGAUAGGAGCUGCUCGUAGCAUGCGCGCAGGAUGCUCAAUGGAUGUCAACAGCAUUGGGUGCAAGGAUGCAGAGCGCAGCGUGCGUGCAGACUGCGCAACGCACGUAGGCAGAUCGUGGGAUGGACGUGGCAGUUUGGCUGAAAAUGUGCUGGAGUGGGUCUAG
Molecule: messenger RNA, 168 nt
Organism: Prunus armeniaca (apricot)
Lineage: Eukaryota; Viridiplantae; Streptophyta; Magnoliopsida; Rosales; Rosaceae
Source: the annotation of a GenBank genome assembly